This is a messenger RNA of Dimorphilus gyrociliatus, 1681 nucleotides long. The record is from the annotation of a GenBank genome assembly. Lineage: Eukaryota; Metazoa; Annelida; Polychaeta; Dinophilidae.
AUUAGUCUUUGUAUUCUUGAACAAGAAAGUUGUCCUAAGAUGAAAGGAGUGAAUAAAUCUGAGAAUGGUAAACCUUUCGAAAGAGAAGUUAAUAUCAACUUAAGUUUUGAUAAAAGUCAAUUACUUUGCGAAAUGUGCGGCGGCACGUGGGUGAACAGAAACCCACGUUGUCUACCUUGCAAUGCUUUGCACGCCUUCUGUUCUGAGUGCCUCGACAGCUUUGCAACUUCUCAUUGUCUGCAGCCAGGGUCAAAGUUUUCAUGUCUCAUUUGCAAAACGAAACACUUUUGGCCCGAAAAUGGAGUUCAGUCGUUUGUUCAAUUAGAACCUCUAAUUAACCCUUCCAAUAGCAACUUUAUGAAUAUGCAAAUUCCAAGCGAACUAGACAAGAUAGCGGCUAGCGAAGGACAAGAAAUUAUCUCCCACGAUGAGAGUAAGGAAUUUCGAAGAAUUAUCCUAGAUGCUAUUGAAAGAAUUAAGGAAGACAAAAAGAGAGAAAUGGAUAAUCUGGAAAAUGAAAACCGAAAAUUUUGCCUAUUGGUUGAAAAUUAUGGGUGUUUUUUAAAGCAACAGCUGAAUAAGUUUUUCUCAAAUAAAGAAACCCAACUAAGAAAUCUGGAUGGCGAUAUAAAAACCUUUGAAAUUGUUAAGUUGAAAACUAGCUCUUUUUUAGAUCGUAGUAUAAAAGAGAUAAAGGAGGCGAUACUUGAUGAAAUGGACAGGAUUCUAACAGAAAAAGUACAAUUUGAAAGUGCAAUAAAAGAAAAUUCUUUUAAAUUUGGCGUCAAUAUCUUCUCAAGCAGUGAAUUAGCGGGACUUGAGAAGGUGGUUAAACAGGGAGAAGAAGUUGUUAGCAUAACUUCGACCAAGUUGAACUUCUUUCUCCUCACAAAAUUUUUGGCUAAACCGAAUGAACCGUGUACGUUUAGCCUACUAAGAGAGUGCGUUGAAAGUAAAAAAGUUGAACGACUUCUAAGUUGGCGAGUUAAUGAGAUUGAGGCAAAAACGUUCUACUUAACAGCGAAUAAUCAUGAAGUAUUUUUACUAUCAAUUGGACCGAAAACGCAUCUUUUAAAGUUGAAAGCUCUACCUAUUGGGUAUCAAUUGGAAGACGUCAAUUCGCUGGAAUCUUGGACAGAUUUUGUUUGUUACGAAAGUGGUGUAUUUCUCUAUCGCCAUGGUUUGAUUGGAAAGUACAACAACAACUUAACGAACCAAUGGUUUAAGAGAACACCACUUAAUCUACAAGUUGCAGAGAUGAAGUACGUAAACGGGUUGCUGUUUAUAGUUGAUAAGGCAAAUAGUUGCGUUUUUUGCGUAAACUCUGCAGAUGGUCGUUAUGAAAUUUAUAACUUGCAGUUGAUGCCCACAUGCUUUAAUUUAACGAGUCAGGCUUCAAAUUUCGUUUACGAGCCCUAUCUGUUCAUGGACAAUCAGGGAGCUUACAUUGUAAACAAACAAGAAAAAGUGAUUUACGUAUACGCUAUAUCACAAGAAUUCGAUAAACCGGAUGUUGUUCAUUAUCACAAGAAACCUGAUGAACGUGAAAUACUAUUCUACAUCGUUAAACAUAACAAAGCACUAACAAUUAAACAUUUCUUAUUUGAAGAAUAAUAGUUCAGUUGUAUAUUAUAUGAAUAGUCAAAACUCAAAAAUAUGUGUUUGAGAUUCUUAGUUGAAC